Messenger RNA from Papilio xuthus (Asian swallowtail), 616 nucleotides. RefSeq lists its product as uncharacterized. The record is from RefSeq and is a predicted model, not a curated record. Lineage: Eukaryota; Metazoa; Arthropoda; Insecta; Lepidoptera; Papilionidae. The transcript has 3 exons. Bases 29 to 538 code for a protein of 169 amino acids.
AUAAUAGAAAAAGUUAAAAAUAUAUACUAUGUUAACUUGGGAUCAGUUGCUGCGCGGGGAAUGGUGGGUCUAUAUGAUAAUAGUUAUUGUCAUUUACCUUUCUAUAUUGCUACUGAACUAUGCUUUUAUGAAAUACAACGACGCAAAACUCGAAGAAAGGAUAAGAAGAUUGGCAGAAAAAGAUGCAGAUACCAUACAAGCUACAUAUGAAGCGAGAUUAGAAGAAGCUGUUAGAGUUCGACACGAAAUACAGCUAGGUCGACCGUUUAUUGUUGUAGAUGAAAUGGACAAACCUCUGAUACUACGUACGUUGUAUCCUGAUAUGAGAGAUUUUAACCAUUCAACCCGUUCUAAUAAUCAUCCUCUGACUCCGUUGAACAAAAAAUUACAUGUCUCAAUUACACCGGCAAAGAUUGAUAACGAUGCUCAUAGGCAAUGUAAAGGAGUAAUCACCCCUAUUCAAACCUUCAAAGACAUGCAGAUUGAAGUGGAAGUAAAACAAUGCUUGUCAGAUCUUUUAAAAAAAAUUAAGGAUUGAGAACGUGUUUCGUGUUGAUUACAUUGUAAAAUGUCUACAGUAAACUUUUGUACCUUGAAAUAAUAGAUGAAAAGUGAA